GGGAAGGGACAUCACACUCCGUCGAUGGUUGUCAUGAGGAUAAGAAAUGUGCACAGAAGGAAAUGUGCUCUUAUUUGUCUGCUCAUCGCCGCCUUCAUCAUCUACAGAUAUCUAGGCACAAUUUCUUCUUCCAGCACAGCAACAGCAAGACGUAGAAUGAGCAGGAAGGUGGGCCUGAGUGCCAACUCGUCUGAGUUUACCCUGGAGGGAGAACCUUUCCGCAUCAUUGGGGGGUCGAUCCACUAUUUCCGUGUCCCCAGGGCCUACUGGAGGGACCGCCUGAUGAAAAUGAAGGCGUGUGGAAUCAACACACUCACCACGUAUGUGGCGUGGAGUUUGCACCAGCCUGAGAGAGGGAUUUUCAACUUCAACACACAGCUGGAUUUAGAGACCUACAUCACCCUGGCUGCUGAAUUGGGAUUAUGGGUAAUUCUACGUCCAGGGCCUUACAUUUCCUCCGAGAUGGAUUUGGGAGGUUUGCCGAGCUGGCUCCUCCGUGACAGCAACAUGAGACUAAGAACAACUUACCCAGGCUUCACAGAGGCUGUCGACACUUAUUUUGACAAACUUAUUCCAAAAGUCGUCCCUCUGCAGUUCAAGAAAGGCGGUCCAAUCAUUGCUGUGCAGGUUGAAAAUGAGUACGGAUCAUUUGCAAAGGAUGAAACUUACAUGCUUUACAUUAAAGAGGCUCUGCAGUCCCGAGGGAUCAGUGAGCUCCUUUUGACAGCAGACAUUCACAACACGUUAAGGCCAGGCAGGGUUUCUGGAGCUCUCAGCACAGUGAAGCUGCAGAAGCUUCAUCCCAGAGAAAUUCAGGAUUUGAACGGCAUGCAGCCCAACAGUCCCACCAUGGUGAUGGAUUACUGGACUGGCUGGUAUGACGUUUGGGGAGACGUUCACCAUGUGCUCCCUCCAGAGGAUAUGGUGUCCACCGUGAGGGAGAUCCUGAGGCGAGGCCUGUCCAUCAACCUCUACAUGUUUCACGGAGGCUCCAGCUUUGGCUUCAUGAGCGGCGCGCUGGCUCGUCCAUCCUACAGAGCCUUAGUCCCCAGCUACGAUUAUGACGCUCCCUUGUCUGAAGCUGGGGAGUACACACCUAAGUACCAUCUCCUCAGGGAUCUGCUGUCUCGUUACCACAGAGGGGAGAGUUUCCCCAACAUGCCCCCUCUGCAUUACCGGGAGACGUAUGAAUCAGCUAUAGUGUACCAGUACCUGUCCUUGUGGGAUGCCCUGAGCAUCACUGAGAGACCAUUUAAAUCACCGAAGACCAUAACAAUGGAGAAUUUACCUGUGAACAACAGGAAUGGUCAGUCCUACGGAUACACACUGUAUGAGACAACCAUCACCAGGGGAGGACUUUUGAAGUCUGAAGACAACGUCCGAGACCGAGCCCUUGUGUUUGUAGAGAAAAGCUACAUUGGGCUUUUUAAUCGCAGGAACCUGGAAUUGGCCAUUCCUGAUGGUAAGGGUCAGCGGAUCUUAAGUUUAUUAGUAGAAAACUGUGGGCGGGUGCACCAAGGAAGAGACAUCGAUGAACAACGCAAAGGGCUUGUGGGCGACAUUUUAUUAAACAAUAUCCCCUUGCGGGACUUUGUAAUAUACAGCCUGGAUAUGAAGCCCAGCUUUAUUGAUAGUCUUCAUCAGGCACCAUGGAAGACUCUGCCUGACAAUCCAAGCUUCCCGGGAUUUUUUAUGGGGAGGCUCUUUGUGUACGGGUAUCCGAGUGACACAUUUAUGAAGCUGACAGGCUGGGAAAAAGGUGUUGUGUUCAUCAAUGGGCUCAAUCUGGGCCGCUAUUGGUCCAUUGGCCCCCAGCUGACUCUCUACCUCCCAGGUCCUCUUCUCAACAGUGUCAAUCAGGUCAUUGUAUUUGAGGAGCAAGAGGGCGACUACAAAGUGCAUUUUGAGGAUACGCCUGAUCUUGGCUUGGCAGCAGAUAUCCAGUGAUG
Messenger RNA from Thalassophryne amazonica, 1949 nucleotides. RefSeq names its product beta-galactosidase-1-like protein 2. NCBI's taxonomy places the organism in Eukaryota, Metazoa, Chordata, Actinopteri, Batrachoidiformes, Batrachoididae. The record is from RefSeq and is a predicted model, not a curated record. Gene Ontology annotation, biological process: carbohydrate metabolic process. Gene Ontology annotation, cellular component: vacuole. Gene Ontology annotation, molecular function: beta-galactosidase activity.